CCUAUGUACAUAAAAGAUAAAAGCUCUAGAUUUACAAACUUAGUUAAACAUAUGGAUUGAAGCGUUGCAAUUAUCUCUGGUAUAAAGAAAAACAAGAUGAACUUUCUAAAGUUUCUGAUAUUUAUACCAAUAUUGAUAUGUCUAAAACCAAGCUCCAUAUAUGGGGAGUUUGUCAAGGAGAAAUUAUAUGUUGAGUUUCAACAGGAUGAUGAAUUGCAAUCUGGUAACAUCGACUAUGGGACAGCAGUAAAUAUAUGGCGUUUGUUAAACGCGGCAAGUAUGGAGGAAGACGACGUCGCAUCUGUUGUCGAUAAUUUGGAGAGCAUUCAGCUGCCAGACGACGUUUUAAACAGUAUACUUGAUGGGUUACCGGACGAAGUUGAACUUGACCUUGAGUUUCUGGCUAAAGGCUGCAGUCACGGCAGAUGCAAAUUUUGUACAAAGGACAAGUUUCUUAACAUUUGCAUAGAGGCUAACUACCUUCCACACAAGAUCGGCUUCGAAAUCCGUGUCACGAUCAGAGGGAAGACAAUUUUCCACAAGGAAAUCAGCGUUGCCAACCCUCCAGCGAUUUGUAUCAAUCACAUCCCGUUUCUGAGCAAGAUAGCCAAUCUUUGCAUUCAAUUUUAUGACGUCAGCAUUCCUAAGAAGAGCGCAUGCGUGAGGGCCGUGUUUUACGUCAAGCUUGGCCCGUUGAAAAAGAAGAUCAAGCUCAAGAUUGCUUGCUUCCGCAUCCCUAUUGCUGGUGAUGAAUAUGACAUUGAAAAAAGUAUUAUGUUUAACUAAAUUGAAGAUCUUAUAAAUAAAUGAAAUACUCAAGCACACAAAAGGAAUAGCUGCAUCUGACCGUCUGCUGUACCUGUUUAUGUUGUUGAGUUCUUAACAUUUAAGAGUCACGAUUACUGUUUUGUAAACUAACAUUCUAUGAGAAUAUCCUCGACUGAUAAUCGUCUCUACACUGUAAACCAAGUUCGUAAAGUGUUCUUUGUUUUGAUAAAUGAUUCUAGGUAAUAGAUGUUUGUGUAAAUGUUAUUUAAUAUGAUUUGAGGGUAGAGUCGAACCCCGUUCGAUCGAACUCCUAGGGACCGCCGAAAAUACCUUGAACCUCUGAAGUUCGAGCCAAGCAGGAAUUCUUACCUUCAGUAAAAAGAAAAUGGUCUUUGUCAUCCAGUGCCAACAUGUAAAUCGAGCUUAGCAAGUUCGAGCCAACGAGGUUCGACUGUAGAGACUUUGGUGUAUAACUAUGAGGUCUAGGUUCCUCUUUACCAAUCUCCAUGUACCAUUUACAAGUAAUCACUGGCGACAAUAAAAUAAUGUUCAACGUUCAAAAAUAAAUAAAUUCUCUUUAUAUCUUUACUUAAAACCAAAAUCAUUCUUAGACACAUUUAUAACAUUGUAUGAAUAAGACGUAUAAAUGUAAUGCGAAAAUAUAUAGCUGAAAAACAGCCUUUUUCUUAGGAAGGGCAGAUAAAUCAACUAGUUUUAUUUUUGAAUUUGGAGUCCAUUACAUCAAAUAAUGUUAAUAUAUCAUUCAUCAGGUUUGUCUUUAUGUAGAGACCUAUAUAUUCCUACACAUAAAGGGGUUGUCAAAGCAUUUAUUUUUGGUCUAUGUAAAUUCAAAUAUAUAAAAUAACAUUCCACCAGAAUGUACCAUUUCAGAACAAAAUAUUCGAUAUGGGCCUCGAUGCUCUGCAUAACGUUUAAAGUUUUAAAAGUCUAAUGUUUCCUGCUCCUCGUUGUUUGUAAACAGUUUGCUAAUAAAUAUUCGUGAUGCUUGUGA
Molecule: messenger RNA, 1780 nt
Organism: Mya arenaria
Lineage: Eukaryota; Metazoa; Mollusca; Bivalvia; Myida; Myidae
Exons: 3
Coding region: 97-786 (229 amino acids)
Source: RefSeq, a predicted model, not a curated record